This is a messenger RNA of Aspergillus calidoustus, 2705 nucleotides long. The record is from the annotation of a GenBank genome assembly. Lineage: Eukaryota; Fungi; Ascomycota; Eurotiomycetes; Eurotiales; Aspergillaceae.
CCCAGAACCCCGGGUCAUCCUCAGCCGCAAGCCACGCCGUUAAUAUAUUGAUUGUCUCGAACAACAAACACCCGCUCAGCAAUCAUCGCUCAGGGCUCAAUCUCCGGUCAGCACGACCGCACCUGACGAAUGUGAUGAUCGGCACUGCCAACUCGCACCUCCAGCUCCGCACUCCCCACCAAGCCCCCUCAAUCUCAUCGUGGCCCAAUCCAGGCGUCCAAACAGUGCACUGCAACGCCCGUCAAAACCUUGCGAGUCUAGGCCCGCCAACUCUCUCCAGUUCUUCCCGGAGAUUCUCCGCCGCUCUAACCUUGUUUGGAAAACUCUCUUUGAUCGUCCAUCCGCUGCGGUAUAUGAUUGGUGGUGUGGAGGUCUUUUGGCACCGGCGCAGGUCCCGCUGGAUGGCAGACGCUGCGGACUUCCGGCUAGCGUGUGCUGAUCGUCGACGAUGAGUUACCGUGAACUAUUAACUAGGACGGAGUCGGCUCCAGCUGCCGUGUCGUGUCGCGGGCGCAACCGUACUGUUCUGAUGGUCUUGCAGUGUCUCUGCGAUGAACGAUUUGAAGACACCCUUGGCGAGACGCCGAGAUGUGCGGGUGCGCGCCGCUAGCAUUCUUGUCCCUAUUCAGCUGCGAUGCUGAAUGAGGGGCUGGAGCGUGUUCGGGAAUAGUGGUGGAAAUAGGCGACCAAGAGAGAAUGCAUGGCCAAGCGCGGUGGGUGGGUUAGUUGGUUGGCGCAUUGUAGCAUGUGGUGGUGGUGGUGGUGGUGGUGGAGGGGGAGGGGGAGGGGGAGGGGUAUAUAGGGUCGCUCGUUCCCCAUGCAUCUGGUUUGGUGUACCAAUUCAACAGUCCAAAGUCAAUUCCCCACAGGUCUCUGUAUCGCAAUCCGGAAUCAUGGCUUCCCAGUCUGAGUCGUGGGAUUUUAUCGUCGUCGGCAGCGGCCCCGCGGGCUCCGCCCUGGCACACACCCUCUCGCAAGCCCCCUCUGCCCCACGCAUCCUCCUCCUCGAGGCCGGCAUCAAGCGCGACGAGAUGAACCUGCGCGUCGACGGGCAGCGCUGGGUAACAUUCCAAGAGCCCUCGCUCAACUACGGGUACAAGACAAUCCCGCAGAAACACUGCAACGGGCGCGAGAUCGACUACAGCCGCGGCAAAGUGCUCGGUGGGUCCAGCGCAAUCAACUUUGGCUGCUACACCGUCGGCGCGCGCGACGACUACGAUACCUGGGCGGAGCUCGUUGGCGACGAGACGUUUUCGUGGAAGGAGGUUCAGCAACGGUUCAAGGCCCUUGAGGAUUUCGACACGACGAUUGUCGAUGAGAAACUGCGGCAUUUUGCCGACGUCGACCCCGCGAACCAUGGACGGCAGGGGAAGCUGAAGUUGGGGUUUGCGAGAGAGUGGGAGGAGGAUUUGCCGCUGGUCAUGGAGGCGUUUAAGAGUGCGGGCGUCAAGUGGAAUGGGGACCACAAUUCGGGAGAUCCGAUUGGUAUCUCCCUGUCGAUCAAUUCAGUGUACAAGGGGGUGCGAAGUACGGCGGCGGAUUUGCUCGAGGGGGCGCCUACCAACUUGGAGAUUCGCACGGCGAGUCCGGUGCGCAGGGUCGUCUUCGAGGGGAAGAAGGCUGUCGGUGUCGAGGUUGAUGGGGCGGUUUACCGCGCCAACAAGGAAAUCAUCCUCUCAACCGGCUCCCUCGACACGCCCCGCAUUCUCAUGCACUCCGGCCUCGGCCCAGCAUCCCACCUCGCCGAAUUCAACCUCCCCGUGCUCGUCGACCUCCCCGCAAUCGGCCAGGGGCUCCGCGACCACCCCUUCUCCCCAAUAACCUUCCUCCGCGACCCCAAAACAAACACGCGAAACGCCUUCUUCGGCUCGCAGGAGGCCAUGGACGCCGCACUGGCGCAGUGGGAAAAGGACAACAGCGGGCCCUGGACGCGGCACGGCUCGCAGCUGAUGAUGGGAUUCCUCAAGAGCGAGGCCACGGCCGCGUCAAACGAGUACAAGGCCCUUCCGGAGGACGUAAAGCGGUUCCUGAGCAAGCCGACCAUCCCGCACUAUGAGCUUCUCGCGGGGUGUCCGCUGCAUAUGCUUGCGCCCGGGAUGACGACCGAUUACAGUUACGUGACCAUCCUCGUCUUCCUCAUGAACGCGCAGAGCUACGGCCAGGUUCGGCUGCAGUCGUCUGACCCCGACGUCCCCUUGCUGUUCGACCCGAACCUGCUUGCGCACGAGUACGAUCGCCGCGUUGUGAUUGAAGCCCUGCGCGCGGCGCUGGCUGUUACAAAGCACGAGGCCUUUGCCAAGGAUACGCUCUCGACGCUCAUGGGGCCUGCGUCGGAGAGUGAUGAGGAUCUGCUCGAGUGGUUUAAGAAUACGUGUGUGACGGCGUGGCAUAUGACGGGGACGGUGAAGAUGGGUAAGGUCGGUGACACGGAUGCGGCGGUUGAUACGGGGUUCCGCGUCUUUGGGGUGGAGGGGCUGAGGGUGGCGGAUAUGAGUGUUGUGCCCGUCUUGACGAAUAACCAUACCCAGGCCACGGCUUAUGUGGUUGGGGCUACGGCUGCCGAGGUGCUCAUCAAGGAGUAUGGGCUCUAGUCGCUCUGUUGCAAACGAUGAAUGAUGUUAUGUAGGUUUUAUUAUGGUUGUAUCAUUGCUCUUUACGUACCACAUGAUUCAGCUCCUAUACAACCUCAAACUCGACAGUCCCCC